This is a messenger RNA of Lactuca saligna, 822 nucleotides long. The record is from the annotation of a GenBank genome assembly. Lineage: Eukaryota; Viridiplantae; Streptophyta; Magnoliopsida; Asterales; Asteraceae.
AUAAAAUAUUGCUACCCUAAAAACAACCCAAGAAUCCCCAAAGUUUGCGGUUGCCCUGUCUGCUUUGCCCAAUUCAAACCUCCCCAAAUCCGAUCAAAACCAUAAGCAAAAGACGAAUCAGAAGUGCCAAUCCUCUCUUCAAUCGAUCUCCGACCUUGCGAUCCGAACGAUCUCUGCAGCUCCAUAAAAACCAUGUUUCGUCAAGUGGCUUCUCGCCUCCUCGCCCGAUCCACCAACACUUACCCCGCCGGCGCCGCUGCUACCCUUCGCCGGCCCUACUCGACCGAGGUCUCUGCUGAUAACGCACCCGGUGACAGUGCAUUCGUCGAGGCAUGGAAGAAAGUGGCUCCCAACAUCGAUCCACCAAAGACACCGAUCCAGUUUAUGCAACCCCGUCCUCCUACACCUUCCACCUUGCCCUCUAAACUUACUGUGAAUUUCGUUCUCCCUUACGCUUCAGAACUUUCUAAAAAAGAGGUUGAUAUGGUGAUAGUUCCUGCAACAACAGGGCUAAUGGGUAUUUUACCAGGACACGUGCCAACAAUCGCUGAGCUAAAACCAGGCCUUCUUUCAGUCCAUGAAGGAAACGAUGUGAAGAAAUACUUCAUCAGCAGUGGGUUUGCUUUUGUUCAUUCAAACUCUUAUGCAGACAUAUUGGCUGUAGAAGCUGUACCACUUGACAGAAUUGAUCCAGCACAAGUACAAAAGGGAUUAAGUGAGUUUACACAGAAGCUGGGGUCUGCAUCAACUGAUUUAGACAAGGCUGAAGCACAAAUUGGUGUGGAUGUUCAUAGUGCUCUUAACUCUGCUCUUACAGGCUAG